AUGACUCAAUCUGACGCAUUUUCUUCAACGACGCCUAGCGAGAGCGGACUCAUGAAUAGUAGCAUUCUUUUCUGCGGCAACGAAGCUCCGAGUGGAGACUUCAAAGGCCAUUUCUAUGCUUUACAGCGGCGCGCAAGAGACGGCAAAUUUCCGAUACUCACCUUGUUCUUGGAAAGGUGUACCCAUGUAUUCAGGAAAGAGGUUGCCAACCUCCCCCAGCCGUUGCAGGUGUCGGUGCCGGCUUUCCAGAAUGUCGCAGCCCUAGCCGAUUUCUACACGAACAACGGCCCGGGACCCCUAGCCAGCGCUUUAGAGAGUGCUUUGCUUUGCGUGUUACAAGUUGGCAUUCUUAUAGGACACUACGAAGAGCACGGCCUUGAGUACAAUCUCCACCAAGAAUCAAGUCACUUGUCCGGACUCAGUAUCGGUAUGCUCUCUGCUGCCGCUAUUUCAGCAUCUCCAUCUCUGUUCGAUCUGGCUCAGGCUGGACCUGAGAGCGUAAGGGUAGCUUUCAGACUCGGGAUACAUGUCGAUCGUGUGUCGCAGAAUCUGGAAGCUCGAGAUGGCGAGGGCCGUCUCGAUAGCUGGGCAUACGUAGUUACGGGACUCACUGCUGAGGAGAUUCAGAGUGAACUGGAUCUCUUCCACACUACUACUUCAAACUCGGAGCUCAGCAAGGUGUUCAUCAGUGCCUCUGACAAGCACUCCGUAAGCGUUACCGGACCACCGUCUCGACUUAAGAAUGCAUUCUUGUUUUCUCAGAAGCUUCGAUACUCCCGGCAUCUACCACUGCCUGUAUACGGCGGUUUAUGCCACGCCCCCCAUUUAUACGGACAGCAAGACGUAACAGUGAUUGUCCGAGGAUCGCACGGAAUCGUUCCCAUCUACAGCCACCGCCGCCCAGUGUUCAUACCUGUGUUCUCCGUCCAACACGGGGUCCCAUUUGGGGCCCAAACUGUUGGCAACUUGCUCGAGGCAAUUGUUUCCGAAAUUCUCACCGGAACCAUUUACCUCGACAAGUUGACCAACGGUAUCGUCGACAUACUUUCAACUUCAUCAAGCUGCCGAUUCGUGCAAUUCCGAACCUCCAUAGUUUCCAAGGCUAUCGUGUCGGAGAUCGAAUCCAAUCUGGCAGAACUCAAGAUCAACCACGUUGAUCUCGUCGACUGGACUACAUUGCCGGCCCCUGAGUACAGGGCCCCUGCGUCGACAAAAUCCUCCAAACUGGCUGUGGUCGGUAUGUCUUGCCGUCUCCCAGGCGGUGCGGACAACUUGGAACUCUUUUGGGACCUCAUGGUCAACCGUCGAGAUGUCCACUCGAAGAUCCCAGCCGAUCGGUUUGACCUGGAGGCACACUACGACCCUACGGGUAAAACGCCCAAUUGUACAGAGACACAGUUUGGAAGCUUCAUCAACGAACCCGGUCUAUUUGACGCGGGCUUCUUCAGCAUGUCUCCUCUUGAGGCAGAGCAAACUGAUCCCAUGCACCGACUUGCCCUCGUGACCGCAUACGAAGCUCUCGAGAUGGCCGGAUAUACCCCAAACCGUACACCCUCAACAAACCCCAAGCGCGUGGGCACAUUCUACGGCCAGGCAAGUGAUGACUGGCGUGAAGUAAACGCCGCCAUCAACAUUGGCACGUACGGCGUUCCCGGCGGUGAGCGAGCAUUUGCCAAUGGCCGCAUCAACUACUUGUUUAACUUCGGCGGCCCUAGCUUCAACAUUGAUACUGCCUGCUCUAGUGGUCUGGCCGCUGUUCAGUCUGCUUGCUCGGCUCUUUGGAACGGAGAGGCCGACAUGACGAUCGCUGGUGGUUUGAAUGUCAUUACUAACCCUGACAACUUCUGCAUGUUGUGCAGAGGACACUUUCUAUCUAAGACAGGCCAGUGCAAGGUCUGGGAGAAAGAUGCAGAUGGGUACUGCCGCGCUGACGGUAUUGGGUCGGUUGUCAUAAAGCGACUUGAAGAUGCGGAAGCCGAUAAUGAUAAUAUCAUCGCCGUCAUCGCGGCUGGUGCCACCAAUCACUCGGCCGAAGCUCUGUCUAUCACGCAGCCCCAUGCUGGCGCGCAAAUGGAUAACUACAACCAGCUCAUUCACGCGACAGGUAUCAACCCGCUCGAUGUAACCUAUAUCGAGCUCCAUGGAACCGGCACCCAGGUCGGAGACGCCAUUGAGUCCGAAUCCGUCGCGUCUGUCUUCUCGCCUAUGUCCCCCAUGUCAGCUAGACGCCGACCGGACCAGUUUCUCCAUCUCGGUGCUGUCAAGUCGAACAUAGGCCACGGUGAGGCGGCAGCAGGUAUCGCAUCCCUGCUCAAAGCUCUCCUAGUGUUCCGCAAGGGGCAGAUCCCACCGCACGUCCCCAUCAGGAGCAUGAACCCUGCCGUCCUCAGAAACAUCGACCACCGCAACAUGGGACUGCCGUCGGAAAUGGUUUCUUGGCCGAGAAAGGCGGGCUCUAAGCGACAUGCCCUGGUCAACAGCUUUGGCGCUCACGGCGGAAACACGACUAUCUUGCUCGAGGAUGCCCCCGAGCGUGAAAGGGUUGGCCGGGACCCCCGAUCAACCUACCCCUUCAUCGUGUCUGCGAAGAGCAAGAAGUCGCUCAAGGGGAAUAUUAGCACUCUACUGAAGCUUUUGGACACCGAGCCCGAGACUUGUCUGAGCGACCUUUCGUACACCCUAUGCGCCCGACGCAUGCACCACUCCAUCCGAGUAGCCACCUCCGCCAGCAGCGCAGCGCAGCUACGUAAGUUCCUUACCGCCUCCUUAGAUGAUGUCGACACUCUCAAGAGCGUCUCCUCCGAGACCAACGUUAUCAUGGUCUUCACCGGACAGGGAUCCUUCUACAAAGGUAUCAGCUCCAAGCUAUACCACGAUUUCCCCUUUUACCAGCGCGAGGUUCAGCGCCUCGACGCUGUCGUCGAACGGCUCGGCUUCUCUUCCGUCAUUCCAUUUAUCGAGGCUGGUGCCACUGACUCGGCCGAGGCGAAUCCCCUCCAGACCCAGCUAACCAUUCUCGUGGUUGAGAUCGCGCUCGCCCGACUUUGGGAGUUCCUGGGAGUAACGCCGAGUGCCGUUAUCGGUCACAGUCUAGGUGAGUACGCAGCACUAGUAAUCGCGGGUGUCAUAUCGGCAAGUGAUGCCAUCUACCUCGUCGGAAAGCGAGCGGAGCUUUUACUCUCCGAGUGCACCGUCGGCAGCCACGCCAUGCUGUCCGUCCGCGCCAGCGCCGACGCCAUCGAGGAGAAGGUAGGCGAUCGCCACGCAUAUGAGGUCUCGUGCGUGAACGGCCGCGAAAACACGGUGAUCAGCGGUAAGGUAGAGGAGCUGAAUGCGAUCCGCUCGCUGCUCAGCGAAGCGGGACUCAAGGCUAUGCUCCUUGAGGUCCCGUUCGCCUUCCACAGCGAACAGAUCGAGCCCAUCCUCCCGGCCUUCACGGAGAUCGCUAGCCAUGUGGUGUAUAAGACGCCGCAGGUCCCCAUCAUCUCGCCGCUCCUCCAGGAUUGCGUGUUCGACGGCAAGACGGUGAAUGCCGAAUAUCUCACCCGUGCGUCUCGCGAGCCUGUGAACUUCGUCGGUGCGCUUGACGCCGCGGUCGACAUGGAAGUUGUAGAGAACAACACGCUCUGGCUCGAGUGCGGCCCACAUGCCGUCUGCAACACUUUCGUGAGCAGCUGGGACUCCAAGCAGGGUACCUUUAGCUCCCUCCGCCGGGACGAAGACGAUUUCAGCACCAUGGCGACAUCCAUGGCUGCGCUGCACGCCAAGGGAGUGCCUAUUGCUUGGAACGAGUACUUUAAACCGUACGAGACGUCGCACAGAAUGUUGACGUUGGAGUCUUACCAGUGGAACGAGAAGAACUACUGGAUCACCUACGAAGGCACAUACACGCUGCACAAGGGGCCGAAGCAGAUCGAGCCGGCUAAACCGACUAUUGGCUCCUCUCCUCUAAUUACGUCGUCUAUCCACCUCAUCACCUCCCAGGAGAAAGAUGGGUCCACGGCGAAGGUAAGCGCCGUGUCAGACCUCCAGCACCCGACGCUUCUCCCGUCCGUGACGGGCCACAAGAUGAACGGCUACGGUGUCGCUACAACUUCCAUCUGGGCCGACAUGGCCCUCACCCUCGGCGAGUACAUCUACAAGUACCUCGACCCGAGCUCCCAGAACACCGAGCUGCACAUGAACGUCUCCGACAUGGUCGUCCUGCACGCGCAAGUCGUGUCCCCGGACUCCACAAAGGAGCACCUGAUCUGCGUCGACGCCGACCUCGACUGGGCCACGCAACAAGCGCACCUGCGCUUCUUCGCCCCCACCGGCCCCUCGGACCCCGCCGAGCCCUUCGCAACCUGCACAGUCCGGUACGAGCACGCGUCCGCCUGGGCGCGCGAGUGGCGGCGCGUGAGCCACCUCGUGCGCUCGCGCAUCGCCGCCGUGCACGCGCACGAGGCCGGGAACCGCGUCGGGCGCGCGCUCGCGUACUCGCUCUUCGGCAACGUCGUCGACUACGCGCCCAAGUACCGCGGCAUGCGCUCCGUCACGAUGGUCGGCGCCGAGGCCGUCGCCGACGUCGCGCUGUUCGCCGAGCAGCUCGGCACCUGGCACUCGCCGCCGCACUACAUCGACAGCGUGUGCCACGUCGGCGGGUUCGUGCUCAACGCGGGCGAGGACUACAGGGAGAGCUUCUAUGUUACGCCGGGGUGGGGGAGCUUCAGGAUGAUGGGGAGAAUGAGGGGGGGGGAGACGUAUCAGAGUUAUGUCCGCAUGGCGCCGACGGGGGAGCAGAAUAUGUUUUCCGGGGACGUGUAUAUCUUGCAGGGCGAGGAGAUCGUGGGGGUCAUGGAGGAGAUGAAGUUUAGGCGCGUGGCGCGCGUGCUGAUGAAUCGCUUUUUCUCGCCGGCUGAGGGUGGGGGCGCUGGGGCUGGCCAUCAUGAUGCGUCGGUGAAGAAGGUCAAGGCGGUCGCGCCGAAGCCACUGCCCACCCCUCUUCCUGUUCCUGCUCCUGCACCCAGGCAUACACCCGCACCACUAGUCGUGCUCUCAGCACCCACGCCGCCCGCAUUCUCACCUUCCCCGUCACCCGUCAUCCUCACCCCACCACAGACCGACGAAGAAAGUCUGGACGGGGAGGAGAACUCGACGGUGCAGGAGGCGCUGCUGCUGAUCUGCCGGGAGUCCGGGCUGGAAAUGGAGCAGCUGAAGGACGAGGCGCUGUUCGCGGAGGUCGGCAUCGACUCGCUCAUGUCGCUGGUGCUGGCGGAGAAGUUCCGCUCCGAGCUGCAGCUCGAGGUCAAGAGCUCGCUGUUCUUGGAGUGCGCGAAUGUCAAGGCGUUUAAGGAGUGGCUGGCGGAUUAUUGCUGA
Molecule: messenger RNA, 5358 nt
Organism: Hypoxylon fragiforme
Lineage: Eukaryota; Fungi; Ascomycota; Sordariomycetes; Xylariales; Hypoxylaceae
Product: beta-ketoacyl synthase domain-containing protein
Exons: 6
Coding region: 1-5358 (1785 amino acids)
Biological process (GO): secondary metabolite biosynthetic process; fatty acid biosynthetic process
Molecular function (GO): 3-oxoacyl-[acyl-carrier-protein] synthase activity; fatty acid synthase activity
Source: RefSeq, a predicted model, not a curated record